GCACUUGCUAUGCUAGCGCGCGCGCUGUUUUUAUUAAGUCUGUCAAAACUCACUAAAGUAUCAUGAGUGUAGCAUUGUAGGUGUGUCAGUGAGAGUGGUAGUUAUUAAAGCAGCUGGGGAAUCCGAUCGUGAUGCCGGAGUUUGUGGCAGCAGCAAGGACGCCGCCCAGCACACCGAUGGCUACGACCGAAUUUAUCCAAGAAAGAAUGACGGGACCCACUGCUACAGAAGAACAAUUACAUGCAACUACCGCUCUGGGGAUUACGGCGGAGACACAAUUCAAUACAUCAAAUGGCGAACCGCAACCCAGUACGUCAGGAUACCAACCUCAACGUGGACCAAGGAACCGUGACCGACGGGACAGCUACUCUGGCAUCGCUCCAAGAGCGGAACCGGAGGACACUGAUAGUGAUGAAUUCUUUGAAGCGGAAGAUCAUGGGUCUUCACCACCGAGCAGUCCAAUAGUUCCCUGCAACCCUUCAACAGCAAUAUCGACUGAGUUGACACUCUACUCGGCGCUGGGAGACUGUGAACGUGCUCUUCAGCUCUUCUUCAACAAUAAUCUUGACGGAGCCAUAUCCAUUAUGACCCCGUGGAAAGACGUAUCGCUAUACCACGCUCACGGUGCUGCCAUUUUCGAGUUCAUACCGGCGAUGCUAACCCUAGAUCCGGUUCAAAUACAAAAAGCAAACGACGCUUUGAGACAUACUUUCGAACUGUGCUCACAACAUCGCCGGAACUACAACUUUGUUCAGUCUAUUGGAGCCAUCAUUAGGAGGCCAAAUUACGCGACUUAUACUGAGGAAGAGGCACACGCUGAACUCAUUCAUGCUGAGGCAGUGAUGCUACAGGCUUGUAUCGGAGCCCUCGAGAACGAAGAUGUAGCGGGCUUAGUGAAGGCCUCCUUCCGCAUUAAAUCGUCCUUUAACAGCUACAAGCAAUGCGCUAAGAUAUUGUCGCGUAAGGAAUGGGAGAGUGCUGAAUGUAAGGCUCACUUUGAGAGCGGCGUCAGACUCGGCCUGGCGACCUUUGAUGUCAUGAUAUCACUGCUGCCCCCCCGCCUGAUAACACUCUUGGAGUUUAUAGGAUUCAGCGCUAAUAAGGAAAAAGGCAUAGAGGAUCUGAAGAUGGAGGCCAAAUCCCCAGGAUUACGGUCUGUGCUCUGUUCACUGACUCUCUUGAUCUAUUAUCUAGUUAUUGGACACUUUGCCGCUAUUGUACCGGAUUAUUUUGCUACGGAACAAAUGAUUUCUAGAGGAUUGGCGAGGUAUCCGAACAGCGUGUGGUUUACGAUGUUCAAAGCUCGGAUGCUACUACUUCGGGGUAUGAUCAACGAAGCGGUGGAAUCGUAUCAGAUGGCGACUCACACUGAGAAUCUAUGGCCGCAACUAAAACAUCUAUGUUACUGGGAAAUGAUAUGGGCAUACGGAAUAAUGAUGGAAUGGUCUCAAGCCGCGUGGUAUGCGAGUAGACUAGGCGUGGAGAGUAAGUGGUCCCGCACUAUAUACAUGUACACGGAGGCCGCCAUGCACUUAGAGCGGGGGGACGGACUCACCACCGACCAGAGGCGACACUGUGAACUACUACUCAGGAAGGCCACAAGCUACAAACAGAGACUCAUGGGUCGUUCGCUGCCAAUGGAGAAAUUCGUUAUCCGUCGCUGCGAGAGAUGGCUUCGUCGCGGAUACCUCACCCUGCCCGGCGUCGAGUUGAUGUGUUUGUGGAACAUGUUUCCAUCACUCGCCGCCGAGCCUCACUACGCCGACAGAAUGCUCAAACACAUCGAAAAAUUAUGCGACGAAGUUGAAACAACCCUGAGGAGCAGACGGAGCGACUCGUCCAGCGACACUCCGGACUAUGAUAAGGAGGACCUUGCCGUGGUCAAAUAUCUGAACGGCAGUCUAUUGGCAGCGAUGUCCUUGCCCAGGCUCGCGUUGAGACAUCUCGAAGUGGUGCUGACGAUGAAAGACGAAAUUAAGGACGGCACACAUCUAGUACCUUUCACGGCUGUCGAGAUAGCCAUGUGCCACUACGCGCUCGGCGACUCGUACCAGGCCGUGGAUAUAUUACAUGACGCGAGGAAAAAAUACGCUGGUUACUUACUAGAAGCCAGACUACAGUUCCGCAUACAUUCGAAGCUGGAGUUGAUAAACGCGGGUGCAGCCAACACGGUUGUGGCUGGGACCACGGCUAGUGCUGUACCGAUGGCCAGCGUCAACGUGCUCGCAGCUCGACCAUCGACAUCGACAUCGUCAUCCAGCAGACCAAUCACUACAUCCAGAGAGGUCGUCGAGAACAGAUCAGGCAGGAUGACGACCAGGGAAGUUCUGAACACGAUAGCCGAUUCAAGGGCAAUAAUGGCGGCCAGUUCGCAUGUUAGAAACGAACCUGAAGAGAUCGCUCUGCAAAGAGCGAACCCAGGGCACGCGCACGUGAACGCGAACGCGAACACGAACGCGAACACGAACGCGAACGCGAACUCGAACACGAAUAGAUGACGUCGUCGUUCGCGGGGCUGGAAGAUAACCCUGCGAAUUGCUAGAUUCUUUAUGUGCCCCUCCUUCUACCCUGGACACGGUGUGGAGAGAUACGAUCUGUAAGGAGAGGGCGGUUUCUAGUAGUUUGUUUUGUUAUUAUGUUUAUUUAAAUAAAUUAUGUUAUUAUUGCAAUAGACUGACACUUGACGUUACUAUGUGCUUGAAGAUACAUUUAUAAUACAUAUAUAAUAUAUAAUAAUAAUAAUGUUAGUACUCGGUCAGUCCGUGGUAAUGUCGAGUUUGGCCUGCGCAGUCUAAUGCAAUGCAUUAUCUUGCCUUAACUUCAUCUUUGACAUUAUUUUUGUACAUACGUCCCAUUAGUUGUUAUUAUUUCUUUAAUAUUUGUAAAGAAUUUACGAGAAUGUAUAAAUAAUGUGAAAAUUAAAAUUUCCUAGAUCCGAAGUUGUAUAAAUUAUAAUAAAAAAUGUGAUAAUAAUAUGGACAAUGGUUACGAUGUAUUAUAAAUUGUUUACAGGAUUCUGUGUAUGUUUGUUAUAUAUGAAAUAUAAUAUUAAUAUAAA
Danaus plexippus (monarch butterfly) is the source of this 3058-nucleotide messenger RNA. RefSeq names its product tetratricopeptide repeat protein 39B-like. The transcript has 14 exons. The record is from RefSeq and is a predicted model, not a curated record. The coding region runs from base 132 to 2498 and encodes 788 amino acids. NCBI's taxonomy places the organism in Eukaryota, Metazoa, Arthropoda, Insecta, Lepidoptera, Nymphalidae.